UGCCAGCUUUGAUCUUUACCGCGUGAAACAAUCAGCGUUGAGUUCAGUUUCAACGAGCUAUCGACGAGCACGGAUCGUGUAUUUACUCUUGACAACCUAGAAGUCUCUGGGAGCUUGAAUAUUCCGAACAGCGCGCGCUACGUAAAGAUUCACUGACAUGGCUAAACCAGUGGAACACGUCAAACGCCCCAUGAACGCUUUUAUGGUUUGGUCCCGAGAAGAGAGGCGAAAAAUCGCCCAAGACAACCCGAAGAUGCACAAUUCUGAGAUCAGCAAGAGGCUGGGAGCGGAAUGGAAGCAGUUGACAGACGAGGAGAAAAAACCGUUCGUCGAGGAAGCGAAGCAUCUGAGAGCGCAACACAUGAAGGAGCAUCCAGACUACAAGUACAGACCUCGGAGAAAACCCAAAUCACUGCUCAAGAAAGUGGAUCGCUAUCCAUUCCCUCUGCCGUGUUUACCAACUUCUGACGAAUUGCUGAAGUGCAGUCCGCCUGGUAUUCCGACAACGUCUUUCGUGACUGAUCCUUACUCGACCACCGUGAACGGCAAGACGCGAUCGUUCCUGCCCGUAUCAUCAGGGUACACUUACGACUCAAGUUCUGGGCACUCCAUUACCACAUCAAGAUUUGACCGCGGACUAGAGAUUCCAAGUGCUGUACGCCCCGAUAUGCUGACGGGUGGGCAAAUGUACCCACAUUCACUGUACCCAAGCGCUCCAACCACAAGUUCUCCGCUUCUGAACGCCUCUGGAAUGCCCGUACUUCCUGGGAGCCAACUCAGCCCCCAUUCCCAUCUUCACGCCGUUCAAGGGGCUAACGGACAGUACACUGUCCCCUGUAACUGUACGUCGUGGCAAGGACAAGAUGUUCGUAGGCCCGUGGCCUAUCUACUCCUUUAGCUCAAGUAACUGACUCUUAAAUCUAUUUAUCACAAUGAAACUAUUUAUGUAUAAUACAGCAACUAACUGGUGUAAAUUAUUCUUAUCGAGCAAGCAAGAAUUUUACUAUCCCGUGCGAGUUUCAAGCGAGUUUUUUUUCUGGGUUCACUGAUCGCCGACGAAAACAUUUCACAGCGUGGAGAUGUUGAGUAGUUCAGACGAACAAAUUUCUGACCACAUAAACCGUUGCUUGCUCGCGGCGCGUCAGAAUUUGUAUAUUAUAAGGCUAAAUGUGUGAAUAUUUGAAUAUUGAAAUAAUUCUCAAUCGACCUCAUUUCAAGGGUUAGUUGCUUAAAGGACAUUCUUCAAUUUUCCGACUCGGUUCGCCAGUUCCAGAGCGAUUCUAAAUGGUCCGCUCGAGCGCUAUUUACAAGAGCGAAUUUCACUUGUAAUUUAAAUUUGACAAAACUAACCCAAAGUUUUCACCGAUCUGUCACAUUAAAAUUAGCAUUGAAUGUAAUUUGUUGUCAGCUUUUGUUGUCUCAGUUGGGUUUAUUUGACACUAGCCUUCACGGUGAAGGACGAAAAAAUACCGUUACCAUCGUAAAUUUUCCCUUGUCACUAGUUGGCAAGCCUUUCCUCCCGACUAUACGUGGCUACUGCGUUCGUUUACAUCCUUUGUGUUUAGGUGUAAACUAUGUGUGUGUGGUUUGAAAGAGCAAAUAGUUUUGGUGCUCAGUCAGAGGAAACAAUCUACGGAUAACAAGCAUUUAAACGCGGCAACUAAGGGCUAAACACACAAAAUUUGGCGAGAGAAAGUUUGCGUAUGGGAAGCACACUUUCUUCGGGGUUUCCUUCGAGUUCAAAGAAGGUGAAUUUGUAUAAUAAUUACAGAAACCCUAAACAGAUGGCGUCCCGCGAAGAAAAUUAUUUCCUUCAAAUGCAUCUUUGAACGGAAGCAUCUGUAAUCUUAUUGCUGCUUAGAAAGCCUUACAAAAAACUCCCCCUUCCAUCGAUUUAGGUUGGCAUCCCGUCGUUUCAGUGAAAAACACAGCUGUAAAAAACCGUGGACAGAACCUCCGCGGCAAGUCAUUGUAAAUCUUGCUUUCGCAUAUUGAUAAUUGUAUAAAAGAAACAGAGAGACAAGGGUCGGGAAUAACAACAUAAUAAAAAAUACAUGAGGAGUUGAAUGAAAGAGAUGACAUAAAUAAAUAAAUGGACGAUCAAGACGAGAUAAAAUGAAUAACAAAGGUGAGUGAAUUACAAUUGCCUUAAUACUAAUAUCUCCAUAACAAUAGAUUACAUCCACAAAAUACAAUCAAUGAAUAGCGGCACAAUGAGGGAAUCGGUAAAUAAGAGAAAAGCAGGAAUGAAUGGCACGGCUUUCGGAAUAAGCGAGGCUGUGAUGAAAUGGCUCGAAUGGGUAUUACAUGUUUGUAGACGCUUAAAGAACGCGGCAGGCCACACAAUCAGUUCAAAGAGGCUACCGCUUAGAGCGCGCCUUAAACAAACACGGAAAGAAAGGGGGUCGAAUAGGCCAUAAUCGAGCCUAUUCUAAUCGUCUUUUAAGCCAUUGAAAAAGGGAAUCGCGAGAAAUAUUUUGCGUUGAUUCGCGAAAAACCUGAGCAAAAAAGGCCUCCAGUACAAAAUCGCACGGAUUACAUUAGCGCGUGAAGGCAGAUGGUGAGACAGCGACGGGUCUUUGUAAACUCGGUGCGACAUUUAUUGGGCUUAAAGAGGCUAUGCAAGUGACAAAAAUCAAAGCUUUCAAUUAUGGCCAUUGUCUUUGUUUUAUAAAACACAGGGAUUGUUUGUAAAAUGUGUUCGAAAUGAUCUGUUUGCCGAUUUACGAGAGCGUUUGAUUUCGGUGAGUUUCGUCGAUUUUUCCCUUUUUGGGCGCGCGACUUUUUUUUUUUCUGAUGGUUUCCGCGGGAAAACUUUCACGUUAAACGUUGGCUGUCGCGAACGUGACAACGCGGGAGCGUGUGGCGUUUUUCGUCAAACAAGUUUCCCUUAUAUAUAGUAAUAGCCCAGUCAUUAGCUGUCAAUGUGUCUUUUUCGGCACUUGAAUUUAAGAAAACAUAAUCUUUAAUCCCACGCUCGGAGGUGUGAGCCAGAGAAAGCGAUAUCCAUAAUCGAUCAGUGUUGUUUGCCGAGCGAUCUCAGUUCUUUGGUAAAAAACACUCCAGUUUUAUCGCUCCUCUUAAGAUAAUCAACACCGACAAGAAUUGUACCUCUGGGCAAGGAAAUGGAAAAUACAAAUUUGCUUUACACCGACAUUUGUCAGUAGAAUUUUCCACUUUUUUUUUUCUUCUUUCUCUUAAUUGUUUAGCCUUGAAGAUCAUCAACACCUUACCAACGGGGUUGCCAAAACUGUUCGCCCCGAAAUUACAGCAUUAUAUUUGGUGACCUGUGCUUAGUUGUUUUCAAUUCUGCCUCCCGCUGAAAUAAAUGGAAAAAGAAGAGUACUUAUUGCAAACAACGCCAAAUAGCUUUGAUUGCCUUUCAAUGCCUCGGUAAGCGGCCGGUAAGCGGCCUUCAGCGUCGCGAGUUUUUAAAAAUUCGUGAACGCUGUGAUUUUUCCACGGUAAUUACAACGUUAACUUUGUCUAAGCGGUUUUUUGAUCUGUUCGUGCGACAUGGAGAAAAAUCAUCAUAAUAAAAGGGGUCCUCCUUUAUGACUAAAAACGCACGGAAAACAUGCUAGAAGAAAUUUUAAAAAAGUCAAGACGAACGAUGGGCUGAACGCGUGAUUUGUGGACUUGGCCGCUUGACUACAAGUUUUUCGCCUAUUGAGGCGACCGUAGACCUUUUCUAAUCGCUGUUUUAAAAGCUCGCUUGGUGAAAACUGUACUUCUGUCAAGGCCGCCUGUAGUGUUUGUACUUAAUUACUGGCCAAACAAAGAGUCGAAACACAGGUUUUAAGUUUUCGAAAACUAUUACAAUUAUUCAAUUGCAUUGAACGCCGAGACAAAGAGAGCGUCAAAGCUAAAAGUUUUGAUUCAUUAGGGCCGACGUGAAAUUGAGCCUAGAAAGAACCGAAGCCAAAUAAGUCAUUAUAAGAAAAUAAUGGGUUGAUGAGCGAGUGGCUGGCAUAAAUAUAACCCCGUAUUAUUUAUUAAUGCAAAUGUUUAAACUAAAAUGAAAACUUUCAUUACGAAGGGAUGUUUCUGGAAUAAUGAAUGCCGUUAAGUCGCAUUUUAUCGAGGAAGACAGCAGAUUCUAAAGUGGAUUUACACUCGUCAUUCGCCAAUCCAAACAAGAUCUUUGAAUAUUCGGCAAGUGUAUCGAUUUCAAGUGCGUUUCG
Messenger RNA from Orbicella faveolata, 4184 nucleotides. RefSeq names its product transcription factor Sox-14-like. The record is from RefSeq and is a predicted model, not a curated record. Gene Ontology annotation, molecular function: DNA-binding transcription activator activity, RNA polymerase II-specific; RNA polymerase II cis-regulatory region sequence-specific DNA binding. Gene Ontology annotation, cellular component: nucleus. Gene Ontology annotation, biological process: positive regulation of transcription by RNA polymerase II; cell differentiation. NCBI's taxonomy places the organism in Eukaryota, Metazoa, Cnidaria, Anthozoa, Scleractinia, Merulinidae.